Molecule: messenger RNA, 378 nt
Organism: Staurois parvus
Lineage: Eukaryota; Metazoa; Chordata; Amphibia; Anura; Ranidae
Source: the annotation of a GenBank genome assembly
UGCCCCAUCAUUGUGUCAGUGGGAGGAAUAGUGCCCCAUCAUUGGUGUCAGUGGAGGAAUAGUGCCCCAUCAUUGAUAUCAGUGGGAGGAAUAGUGCCCCAUCAUUGGUGUCAUGGGGGAAAUAGUGCCCCAUCAUUGGUGUCAGUGGGAGGAAUAGUGCCCCAUCAUUGGUGUCAGUGGGAGGAAUAUGUCCCAUCAUUGGUGUCAGUGGGAGGAAAUAGUGUCCCAUCAUUGUGUCAGUGGGAGGAAUAGUGCCCCAUCAUUGGUGUCAGUGGGAGGAAUAGUGCCCCAUCAUUGAUAUCAGUGGGAGGAAUAGUGCCCCAUCAUUGGUGUCAGUGGGAGGAAUAGUGCCCCAUCAUUGAUAUCAGUGGGGAAUAG